AUGGUAAGCAAGCCAAAGCCCACGCCUAAGAAGGAAGAACCUGCAACCCAAGCAGAGGGACAGGUGCAGGCACAGGCACCGGAACAGCCACAAACACAAACACAACCAGAAUCACAACCCCAGCCAUCCUCCUCGGCCCCCGGUAACAACCUCGCUAUGGGCUCUGAAUUGGAAACAGCCGUUGGGAAUAUGGUUGAGAUGGGCUUUGAUAGGGAUUUGGUUAUGAAAGCAAUGAGAGCUUCAUUUAAUAACCCUGAGAGAGCAGUUGAGUAUCUUAUGAACGGUAUUCCCGGGGGUGUAGGUGAGACAGAGCAGCCAGAGCAACCAGAGCAAUCAGGGCAAUCAGGGCAAUCAGGGCAAUCACAACAAGCACCUCUCAACCUUUUUGACGCAGCUCGUCAGCAAAAUACUCCCGCUACUACACAACAACCCGCUCAAUCACAACCAUCUGGAUUAGAUAGCACUGCAGGUGGACAACCAGCUCAACUAGCUCAACUAGUUCAAGCCGCACAAGAGAACCCAGCAUUGUUACAAUCACUUAUACAAGAGAUAGCCCAAUCAAAUCCAACAUUGGCGCAGUUAUUGACUCAAAACCCACAAGCAUUAGUGGAAUUACUCAGUGGUGAAGGCGGCGAUGGUGAAUUUGAAGACAGUGAAGGUCCUGGUCAGGUUAUACACCUCACUGAAGAACAGGGCGAGGCUGUUUCACGGUUAGAAGCGUUGGGUUUCACAAGGGAAAUGUCUGCACAGGCGUUACUUGCAUUUGAAGGCGAUGAGAAUCUCGCAGCCAACUACCUGUUUGAACAUCAAGAUGAAAUGUAG
Messenger RNA from Wallemia ichthyophaga EXF-994, 822 nucleotides. Its product is annotated as UV excision repair protein rhp23. Lineage: Eukaryota; Fungi; Basidiomycota; Wallemiomycetes; Wallemiales; Wallemiaceae. Gene Ontology annotation, biological process: nucleotide-excision repair; proteasome-mediated ubiquitin-dependent protein catabolic process. Gene Ontology annotation, molecular function: proteasome binding; ubiquitin binding; polyubiquitin modification-dependent protein binding. The transcript has a single exon. Bases 1 to 822 code for a protein of 273 amino acids. Gene Ontology annotation, cellular component: cytosol; nucleoplasm. The record is from RefSeq and is a predicted model, not a curated record.